AUGGCGCCCCGGACACGCCGGACAGCACGUAGUGCAAGUCAAGACUCCACCACACGACGCUCUCGCCGCUUGGCCAGUGAGACCCCUGAGUACGAAGGAGACUUAGCUGUCAUCGACGAAAUCACCUCACGAAACAGUGACCUCGAGUCACGCGUCAAAAUCAACGAGACCAGGAGUGCCACCCUACAACUUCGCGCUGAGGUCACCGAAUCCCGCAACAGCGACCUUGCAUCACACAACGACGACCUCGCGAACCACUACUCAGCCCUUGCAAGCGACAACGAAAAUCUGGCCUCCCGCAUUCACCAGCUUCAACUCCAACGCGACGAAGCCGAAGCACGUGCAAGAGUCCUGGAGGAGGCCGCUAGCAGCAACGAGAGCGUUGCGAAGAGGAAGCGUAGCAUAUACAACGAUGCGAUGCAAGAACGCAUCCAGCAAAGGAUCAAGGAGCGCAAGGCAGAGGCUACCUCCGCUACAUCAGAAUCUCCGGCACAGCAGAACGCGUCCGAAUCGCCACUGACCGCUCGCGUCCGCGUGGCACCUGGUUCAUCCCAGCGCACAUCACGCACUCGCACCGUACCUCGCACUCCAUGUGCUGAGAAAGAGACAAACGCGGCUUUGAAUGAGAACAAGUCGGUCGGAACACCGUUAUCAGCAGCCACAUCGACAUUCGCGCCAACAGACACGUUUGCACAAACGCCAUCCUUCUUAGCCACAGCCAAUCAAGUCACUCCGCAGCAGCAGCUCAGCCUCAGCACACGCAAGGCCACGCCUGCUGCUCAAAAGUCCUUCACUACAACCGAGGAUGCCACUGUCCGAGAGACCUCCCCCCAGGAGUCCUCCAUGGCAUUGACCCAAGUAGCAUCGCCGCAGCAGCAGCAACUCGACCUGCACCAGGUGAACACGACUCCCUUCGCACAAGACACUCCACGCCCACUUUGGAGACGCAUGUUUGGUGCCGCGGUUGGGAUUCUCGGCGAGCUCACACCAGUGUCUCGCAAGCGGGCUGCGACUGAAGACACUCCCACCACUACAGGCAGACCUGCCAAGUCACUGAGGUUCGAGACAUCCUCGCAAGGCACGGCAGACGAACAGCUGGGUCAUGGCUCUGCGACGACUUCACUUACCUCAAUUGAACAACGGUCAUCUCAGCAUGCUAUGGCAUCGCGCGAGGCAGAGCAUGAUCAAACAACAUCACAGAACACCUCAUCGGCGCAAGGAGAACAUGAGCAUGAUGCAGCAGCGGCACAAGGCGCAGAUAGUCCGACACCAUCUCAGUACCACUCAGCGCCCGCGGAAACAUCAUCUGGUCUAGCUCGACGCUCGCCGUCGAAACCAAGGACCCCGUCUCGUUUCCUAAUGCCAUCUACCAAGAACAAGCGAGUCCCAACCUCACUGAGCACAGUCUCCGAAUACACGGAGCCAGAGACCUCCUACAUCUCAUCCUUCACGCCAUCUCGACCACCACAACGCCGCUCCGUAGCAUCUGCUCGUGCCGCUCGCACACAAUCAUCAAUUCCCUGGUCCAACAGGCGCAAAUCCACUACCAGCGGCCCAAUAACCACCUCAUCCGGCCCAGAUGCCCGCUGGGAGAAACUGGAGCGUGUGCGAAACCUCCAGCAGGAACUCAAUCGUCUGAACGCGGAUUCCGACGUUAUUGAGAUGGAGUCUCACCGUCGCAAGCGCGUGAAAGUGGAUUCGUUGGCUUGGAUCCCGCAUCAUAGGCCUGGAGAAUCGUCGGGGACUUUUAGGGUGCCGGAUAUUGAUUCGGAUGAUGAGAUGGAGGUGGAUGAGACGAUUCCGGAGCGGAGUAAUGUCUUUGCUGAGGCGGUGGGGAUGGAAGUGGAGAGGGAGAAGGAGCCGGUGGAGCAGGAGGUGGUGGAGGAGGUGGUGGUGGAUGUCAGUGAAUUUGUGUUCCCGGAUGUUGGUCGUCGGCGAUUGGAUGAGCCUGAGUUAGCGUCUGAGUUGGUUAGGCACGAGCAUGAUCGCCUGGAUCGUGAGUUUCGGUUUUUCUUGGCCGAGAAUAGCCUUUCCUAUUAA
This is a messenger RNA of Recurvomyces mirabilis, 2040 nucleotides long. RefSeq lists its product as uncharacterized. The record is from RefSeq and is a predicted model, not a curated record. Bases 1 to 2040 code for a protein of 679 amino acids. The transcript has 2 exons. Lineage: Eukaryota; Fungi; Ascomycota; Dothideomycetes; Mycosphaerellales; Teratosphaeriaceae.